This is a messenger RNA of Coffea eugenioides, 1301 nucleotides long. Its product is annotated as zinc finger protein CONSTANS-LIKE 1. The record is from RefSeq and is a predicted model, not a curated record. The coding region runs from base 1 to 1020 and encodes 339 amino acids. Gene Ontology annotation, cellular component: nucleus. Lineage: Eukaryota; Viridiplantae; Streptophyta; Magnoliopsida; Gentianales; Rubiaceae. Gene Ontology annotation, biological process: regulation of flower development. Gene Ontology annotation, molecular function: protein binding. The transcript is spliced from 4 exons.
AUGGCUUCUGAUCUCUUCGUCUUUGAUAACAGCUUUUUCUCUGACCCCUUUUCUCCUUUCUCCGACUCAUCUGUCGAUCCUCAGCAUGAUUUCUUCCAAACCUUUGAAGACAGCCUUAAUAACCGUAAUAAUAACGAUACUAAUAGUAAUAGAAUUCAAGAAAACAACUCUGCCGAUGAAACAACCUAUUCUCUUGACCAAAUUGCAUCUGCUCUUUCCUCAUCCUCACCACCUAGUCAUCAGCUUGAAAAUCUCUCAAUUUGUCAAACGGCCCAAAAUUUCCCAAAUGCAAAUGAUUCAGAUUACUUUCUCCUGGAGGUGAUUAAAACAGAGGAAUAUCAAGUCCCCUUAGAAACCAUUGCUGCCUUUAACAAUCCGUUCGUGCCUCAGAACAAUACUGCUGAUAAUGUGGUUAAGCUGAUGCAGAGGAGUUACAGUAGUAACUCCUUUGAUGGCAAGCCCAACUUUUUUUUCCACCAGAGGUUUGAUAGCCUAAUGGAGUCUCCAAAUAUGCAGUCCCAAGUCAUGAAUCCUCCUGAAAACAACUUAUCUACUGGUCAAAUGAGAAGGGUUUGCAGCACCGGAGAUUUACAGGUGCACAAUACCCCAUCUAAGAAUACUCUGUCUUCGAGCCCACUUUCUACAGACGGGUCAUUCCUGGAGGAAGCAAACUUCAAAGUGGGACGCUACAGUGCAGAAGAGAGGAAAGAAAGGAUUCACAGGUACAGAGCGAAAAGAAACCAGAGAAAUUUCAACAAGACAAUUAAGUAUGCAUGCCGGAAGACACUGGCCGACAAUCGACCGAGGAUACGUGGCAGGUUUGCACGUAAUGAUGAAGCUGUAGAGAUUCCCAAAGCAUCCAUGUUUACAAGUACUAGAUAUGAAGACGAAGAUGAUCUUUGGAUUGAGGGAUUUCAGGAAGAAGAUGAUGAAGGGUCAGCAGUAGGGAGAUCAACAAAAAUAUUUUACAACAACUUGGGAUCAGCAGCAGCCGAACAGUACCAAUAUUACAGCUACUGAUGGAAUGAUGAUGACGGCUUUGGUCUUAUAUGUUGCUGCUAAAGCUUUUAUCAAUUAGUAGGAGGGUUAAGUUGAUUUCACACGACCAGGAAAAGCUUGUAGGAGCAAAAAAAGAAAGUCAGAAGGCGUUUAUUCAAUAAACAAGAAAAGGUUAGGUGUAAGUGUAAUGCUGACUGCUGAAGUUAAUAUGGGGUUUCAAAGAUUAAUUAGGCAGCACUGAGGAGUCUUCACCACUCAGCAAGGCUAUGACAUUUAAGUUAUAUAUUAGUUUUGUAAUUUUC